This is a messenger RNA of Schistocerca nitens (vagrant locust), 1197 nucleotides long. Its product is annotated as spidroin-2-like. The record is from RefSeq and is a predicted model, not a curated record. The transcript has 5 exons. The coding region runs from base 1 to 1197 and encodes 398 amino acids. Lineage: Eukaryota; Metazoa; Arthropoda; Insecta; Orthoptera; Acrididae.
AUGCCGGUCCCCUGCCUUAACAACACUCUAGCUGACGCGCGGUGGAGCCGGCGUCUUUCAGGUCGCGCGCCGCUGAGGCCGAAGCCGAAAGCCGCGCGCUGGGGCCUCGUCGGCGCAGGCAGCGACGCGCGUCAGAUGCGCUCCGCGUCCGGCGUCGAACACGCGGCGCUGUGCGCGCAGCGACGCGUGGCGUCGCUCGCCCGGCAGCUGGGGCGGCGCCGCGACGCCAGACGAGUGCCGCGCGGGAGCGGCGGAGCGUCCACAGGAAGCCCGGGCCACGUGCGGCGCCGCUUCCGGCCGCCAGCCUCUGCCGACAACAAUGUGCGGUGCGGCCGUCGCCAUGGUUACCGCCCUGGCCCAGCCACUCUCCGUAUCCCUGACCGCAAUUACACCGGGCCAGCUGGAGCGUCCCUGUACUUCGUGCCUCGGGGCAGCCGUGGCGUCGUGGAGCUGGAGGAGGCGCGGUCGCCGGCGGCGGCUGACGUCGCGGCGCCCGUGUCCGCCUCCGCGGCGCCGACGCCGGGCGCAGACUCGCCGUCCCCCGCCCCCGAGCCGGAGCACCUCGCGCCCGACGCCUCCGCCUCCGCAACGGUGCCUUCUUCUACGUCCUCGUGUUCCGCCUCCGACGAAGAGCGGGGGCGGAGCAGCGACGGAGGCGGCGGCGGCGGCCCCGUCCAGACAGACGCCGCCCUCUGCGCCGCCUCCGACGAUAGCCCUCCGGCGGUGGCCGCCACGCUGGGCCUUCAGGGACUGCUCAGGGUCCGCGCACUCGUGGCAGCGGCGGCCAUCGCCGCGUCCCCCGACCCGCCGGGCGCGGGGGCGGUGACCCCCGAGAGCGGGGGCGGCUCGGGGCCGGCCUCCUCCGCCUCCGCGUCCGCCGCUGCCGCCGCCGCGGUGGCCGCCGCCGGCUGCUGGGGCGGCGAGGAGCGCGCGCGCAUCGCCGAGUACCUGCAGCGCGCCGACACCGCCGUCAUCUUCCCCGAGCCGGUGGCCGAGCCGGGCGCCGAACCCGAGACCGCGGCCGCCCGCGCCGACGCCGACAGCGCUACCGGCGCCGGCACGCAGCGCUGCGGGGCGCGUUGGGAUGCCAGGCGACGCCCGCCGUCGUCCGUCACGGCGGCGCCAUCGCUCAGCGACGCUCCUGAGGACGCGGGCCGCGCCCCGGCGCCCGCCGCCGCGACCACGCUUUGCUUUUAA